Messenger RNA from Vicia faba (fava bean), 732 nucleotides. The record is from the annotation of a GenBank genome assembly. NCBI's taxonomy places the organism in Eukaryota, Viridiplantae, Streptophyta, Magnoliopsida, Fabales, Fabaceae.
AUGAAGGUUCCGUUUCCAAGCAUAGUGAUGCUUGUUUUGCUUCUUUUUUGCUUUGUAUCACUUUCUCAUGUUAGAGCUCAAUCUUCUUCAAAUAGUGAAGCAAAGGCUUUGGAUGUUGUUCUCCAACAAUAUGCUUACAAGUCAUUGGUGAAUCCAAAAACAGGUACUAUUUACAAUGCAACUCAACUUCCUUCAAGUUUAACUGGAGUUAAGGUUUCAGCAUUAAGAUUAAGGAGUGGAAGUUUAAGGAGAAAAGGUUUUCACAUGUACAAUGAAUUCGAUAUUCCAAAUGGACUAAUUGUGAAACCUUAUGUUGAAAGAUUGGUUUUUGUGUAUCAAAAUCUAGAACUCGAAAUAAAUCCUUCUGGCGACCCUAUAUCGGUCAAGUUCCAAGAUGUUAAAUCACCUCCUCGUGGAAGUGUUGCGAAAUGUGUUUGGUUUGAUUUGAAGGGUGGUUCAAAUUUCAGCAAUGUAAAAGGCGGUAACACAUGUUCUACUUCGCAACAAGGUCAUUUUUCUAUAGUGGUUAAGUCUGUUGUUCCUCUAGGACCGAAAGAUCGAGGCGAGGCUUUGUGUAUAAACAAAUACAAACAUAAGAAGAAAAUGCAAGGUAUGGAAAGAGCUGCAGAUUCAGGAGAAACUCUUCAAAUGGCUUCUGUUGGAGAUACUAAAGCACCGGCUGCAACAGUUACAAGAACACAACCAACGCUUGAACAUGAAUACGCACCUUGA